Malus domestica (apple) is the source of this 2653-nucleotide messenger RNA. RefSeq names its product probable methyltransferase PMT21. The record is from RefSeq and is a predicted model, not a curated record. Lineage: Eukaryota; Viridiplantae; Streptophyta; Magnoliopsida; Rosales; Rosaceae. Gene Ontology annotation, cellular component: cytoplasm; trans-Golgi network; endosome. Gene Ontology annotation, molecular function: methyltransferase activity.
CAACGCAAUCUUGUGUGUAUGCUUUUAUAUAACGAGCGUCCCUUCCCGUGCUUAAAGCUCUGUGAGAGAGUGAGAGAGAGAGAGAGAGGAGAGAGAGCUCCCACUGUUCUUCCCAUAUCCCUUUACCCUUGCUAGCCCACCUCAGGAAUCUCUCAUCCUCUUCUCUGUUUCUUCUUCUCUUAAAACAGAGAGAUUUUCACCCACAAAAUUAAAAUCCCAUUUAAUUUUCGGUUUCCAUUUGGGUUUUGUGGGGUUCAAUUCAUGAAACAAAGAUUAAUUGCAGAGAUAUUGUAGAGAGAGAGAGAGAGAUACACACUCACUGUACGCAGAAAGAGAAGGAGAUAAAGGUACUAGUUUAUCCCUCUGCGCUGUGUCAGCUUCUUCUUCUUCUUCUCUUACUCAGUAGUUAAUACUUUCUGAGAUCAUGAAACAUAAGGAUGGAAAACCAGGGCCCCAAGGUACCAGGAUUUUCCCCAUGACAAUCUUGUUUGUUUUGCUAUGCGGGUUUUCAUUCUAUCUUGGUGGAAUCUUCUGUUCUGAAAAGAACAAAAUUGAGCCUGUCAAGGUCGAAGAUGUCACAGAGGCAGUUCAAUCAUCUCUCCAGUUAAAACCUGUUACCUUUGCUGAAUGCAGCAGUGACUAUCAAGACUACACCCCGUGCACGGACCCAAGGAGGUGGAGAAAGUAUGGUGUUCAUCGGCUUACUUUCAUGGAACGGCACUGCCCUCCAGUAUUGGAGAGGAAAGAAUGCUUAGUUCCACCUCCAGAUGGCUACAAGCCACCAAUCAGAUGGCCAAAUAGCAGGGACGAAUGUUGGUACAGGAAUGUGCCAUAUGAUUGGAUUAACAAACAAAAGUCCAAUCAGAAUUGGCUGAGAAAAGAAGGGGAGAAGUUUCUCUUUCCCGGUGGGGGAACUAUGUUUCCAAGAGGCGUUUCUGCAUAUGUCGAUUUGAUGCAAGAUCUUAUUCCAGAAAUGAAAGAUGGGACCGUUCGAACUGCCAUUGAUACUGGGUGUGGGGUUGCAAGCUGGGGAGGUGAUUUGUUAGAUCGUGGGAUUUUAACUGUUUCUCUCGCUCCAAGAGAUAAUCAUGAAGCUCAGGUUCAGUUUGCUUUGGAACGUGGAAUUCCAGCAAUUCUUGGCAUCAUUUCUACACAGAGACUUCCUUUCCCUUCUAACUCGUUUGAUAUGGCUCACUGCUCAAGAUGCCUCAUCCCAUGGACGGAAUUUGGUGGAAUUUACCUCCUUGAAGUUCAUCGUAUACUCCGUCCUGGAGGUUUUUGGGUCCUGUCUGGUCCACCUGUCAACUACGAAAACCGCUGGCGUGGGUGGAACACCACCAUAGAAGAGCAGAAAUCAGAUUAUGAAAAGUUGCAAGACCUGCUAACUUCAUUGUGCUUCAAAUUGUACAACAAAAAGGAUGAUAUUGCUGUUUGGCAGAAACUGUCAGACAGCAGUUGCUACAAUAAACUUUCUGAGCCAGACACCUAUCCUGCAAAGUGUGAUGAUAGCCUUGAACCAGAUUCAGGAUGGUACACUCCAUUACGCUCUUGUGUCGUAGUUCCAGACCCAAAGCUAAAAAAGUCAGCUUUGAAAUCCAUCCCUCAAUGGCCAGAGCGGUUGCAUGUUGCACCGGAGCGUAUUUCUGAUGUGCAUGGCGGAAGUGCUAGUGCUUUCAAGCAUGAUGACAGCAAGUGGAGGGUACGAUUGAAGCAUUACAAAAAGUUGCUCCCAGCAAUUGGAACAGAUAAGAUCAGAAAUGUUAUGGACAUGAAUACGGUAUAUGGAGGUUUUGCCGCAGCCACGAUUGAUUGUCCCUUGUGGGUCAUGAAUGUGGUCUCUUCCUAUGCUGUAAAUACACUACCUGUGGUCUAUGAUCGAGGCCUUAUCGGAACUUACCAUGAUUGGUGUGAGGCGUUUUCUACUUAUCCUCGUACUUACGAUCUUCUACAUCUUGAUGGCCUCUUUACUGCAGAAAGCCACAGAUGCGAAAUGAAAAAUGUGCUCUUAGAGAUGGACCGAAUCCUGCGCCCUAAUGGCUACGCAAUAGUUCGAGAAUCCAGCUACUUUGUGGACGCUGUUGCGACUAUUGCCAAAGGGAUGAGAUGGGGAUGCCGCAAAGAAGACACUGAGUAUGGCGUUGAGAAGGAGAAAAUACUGAUAUGCCAGAAAAAACUCUGGUAUUCAUCGAACCGGACUUCCAGAUGAUGGCCAUCCAUAGAAAAACCCAAAACCAAGUCGAUUUCUUGGAGGGACGGAAAUAGGAAUAGAAGCAAAAGAAGCAAGUUCAAUACCAUUCACAGAGAAUUAGUUCAUUGUUUAAGAAGCCAAGAAUACUCAAAUUUGUCGUUGAAGGAGACUCGGUUACCCAAUAAGGUGGUUUAAUCAACUGAUAGGGCGUUGCGUAUAGAUAUAUUCUUUAUAAGGUUUCAACGUGUACUCGGUGUAAUUUCUUUUUCGUUUUCCCUGUUUCCCGAUUUUCAUAAUUUGCUCUCUUUUCGUGUCAAGCUGUAAUCGGAUGAUUUGAAUAUAUGCAAGGAAGUUUAUGUACCAAAAGAAGAAGAAAGAAACAGAAAGGGAACAAAGAUUUCUUUGUUUCUUCAAUGAAAAUCUUCUGCUUCUGUUUAAGCUGCAAUUGUAGUUUGUCUUUGAUGC